CUUGCAUAACUCCUAGGGAUAUGAUUUAUUGCUCCUCAUCAAGGUCUUACGAAAUAUUCUCUUUGACUGUUCUUAUAGAUGCUGAGAGAUCUGAACAUAAAUCCAUAAGGAGCUUCAUUCAUCUGGACUAAGGCUGGCCGUCAGUGUGGAGUAACUGUGGAGGGAGCAGCGUGCGUGUGUGUGUGUGUUUCCAUGCCCUGGUCGUGCGGGCGGGCGGCUUGAGUCUCAGGGAUGGAGCUACAGGUUCGGACGGUUGGGACCCGCUGGAUGUCGAUGCUGCUUCAGCUGGGAGUGCUGUGGCUGCGCUCGUCCACUCAGGCGAACGUGUUGGAAAGCAUGUUACAGAGGAAUUCUGGGAAGGAGAGCAGCAGCAGCGUGACAGCAGUGAUUCCAGAGAGGAUGUUAUUGUGUCACUGUUAUCAUCACUGUCCUGAAGACUCCACCAAUAACACCUGCAGGACUGAUGGUUACUGCUUCACUAUGGUGGAGGUAGAGGAGGGCGGCUCUCCGUUGCUCACGUCUGGCUGUCUGGGGUCAGUGGGCUCAGAGUUUCAGUGCAGGGACACUGGGAACGCUCUUCGGAGGAGGAUCAUAGAAUGCUGCACGGAUCAGGAUUUCUGUAACCGAGACCUCCAUCCGACACUGCCUCCGCUCAAGAGCUCCGAUCAGGGCAGCAGCAUUCAUCACACGGCUCUGUACACCUCGGUGUUCAUCUGCUGCAUCAUGCUGAUCUUCAUCCUCAUAUACUGCUACUACAGGUAUAACCGUCAGGUGACACAAGCGUGCUACAGCAUGGGUCUGGAGCAGGACGAGAGCUUCAUCCCGGCCGGAGAAUCUCUGAAGGAUCUGAUCGAACAGUCUCAGAGCUCCGGCAGCGGAUCUGGACUCCCUCUGCUGGUGCAGCGAACCAUUGCCAAACAGAUCCAGAUGGUGAAGCAGAUCGGGAAGGGCCGUUACGGUGAGGUGUGGAUGGGCCGCUGGAGGGGCGAACGUGUCGCUGUAAAGGUCUUCUUCACCACAGAAGAGGCCAGCUGGUUCAGAGAGACCGAGAUCUACCAGACCGUCCUGAUGAGACACGAGAACAUCCUUGGUUUCAUCGCAGCGGAUAUCAAGGGCACAGGCUCGUGGACUCAGCUGUAUCUGAUCACGGACUAUCACGAGAAUGGCUCGCUGUACGACUACCUCAAAUCCACCACACUGGACACCAAUGCGUUGCUGCGCCUGGCAUACUCCGCUGUAUCCGGCCUCUGCCACCUGCACACAGAGAUCUUCGGCACACAGGGCAAACCGGCCAUCGCUCACCGAGAUCUGAAGAGCAAAAACAUCCUGGUGAAGAAGAACGGCACCUGCUGCAUCGCUGACCUUGGGCUCGCCGUCAAAUUCAUCAGUGACACUAAUGAAGUGGACAUCCCACCCAACACGCGGGUUGGCACCAAACGCUACAUGCCUCCGGAGGUGCUGGAUGAGAGCCUGAACCGCAGUCAUUUCCAGUCCUACAUCAUGGCCGACAUGUACAGCUUUGGCCUGAUCCUAUGGGAGAUGGCCAGGAGAUGUGUGUCCGGUGGGAUCGUGGAGGAGUAUCAGCUGCCGUAUCACGACCUGGUGCCGACCGACCCGUCCUACGAGGACAUGAGGGAGGUGGUGUGCAUCAAGAGACAGAGACCCUCGUUCCCGAACCGCUGGAGCAGCGAUGAGUGUCUGCGGCAGAUGGGCAAACUGAUGACAGAAUGCUGGGCUCACAAUCCCGCUUCCCGUCUGACCGCCCUGCGGGUGAAGAAGACGCUCGCCAAGAUGUCCGAGUCUCAGGACAUCAAACUGUGACCCGAAAGUCACUCCGUCCCGAGAGUCUGGAGAGAAAAAGCGGCUUUAUCCUGCUUUCUGUGAAAGUUCACUCAAGCCACUCGCCCUGCAGGUCAUCAC
Molecule: messenger RNA, 1920 nt
Organism: Carassius carassius (crucian carp)
Lineage: Eukaryota; Metazoa; Chordata; Actinopteri; Cypriniformes; Cyprinidae
Product: bone morphogenetic protein receptor type-1B-like
Exons: 12
Coding region: 232-1821 (529 amino acids)
Biological process (GO): BMP signaling pathway; dorsal/ventral pattern formation; cellular response to growth factor stimulus
Cellular component (GO): signaling receptor complex; plasma membrane
Molecular function (GO): transforming growth factor beta receptor activity, type I; SMAD binding; ATP binding
Source: RefSeq, a predicted model, not a curated record